CCAUUCAUUUCCUCUCUCUCUCUUUCUUUCUUUCUUUCUCUCUCUCUCUCUUCUCUUUUUAUUCGACCCCUAAGCUCGCCGGAGGAGGUGAAAUCUUGUAUAGAUGGCGCAGAGAGCGGAGAAGGAAGAGACGGAGUUCAAGGUCCUCGAAACCCUGACGACCACCACCACGACGCUCUGCUCCAAUAACUGCGGCGUUACGGCCAAUCCAGCGACCAACAACAUGUGUCAGAAAUGUUUCAACGCCUCCAUCGCCGCCGCCGGUGUAGAUUCCCCUUCGAUCUUGAAGAGAACGUCGAGAUCCGUCAAUCUCAGGCCCACCACACCAGCCAGAGUCGUGAUCCGUCCCAGGGAGAUCGAUCCGGUUAAAAGAGAACAGCAGACGGUAAACCGAUGUUCUGGCUGUCGGAAGAAGGUGGGGUUGACCGGAUUCAGGUGCCGGUGCGGCGACCUUUUCUGCUCCGAGCACCGUUACUCGGAUCGCCACGAUUGCAGCUACGACUAUAAAACCGCCGGUCGCGAGGCGAUCGCUAGAGAAAACCCGGUCGUCAAGGCGGCGAAGAUGGUUAAAGUUUAAAAGUUAAAAUUCAAAUUUGAAAAAAAAACAAAAAAACAAUCUUCAAUCGUGGUUCAAGCUUCCGAUCUGUAAAAUUCGGACAGGGAGAUGCUCGCAGACAUUGAUUUGAUGCUGUCUGUUUUGUAAUGAAAAAUAUCAGAGAGAUUCUCUUCUCGAUUUGAAUUUGGAACUAAAUUUAAUUA
Molecule: messenger RNA, 759 nt
Organism: Raphanus sativus (radish)
Lineage: Eukaryota; Viridiplantae; Streptophyta; Magnoliopsida; Brassicales; Brassicaceae
Product: zinc finger A20 and AN1 domain-containing stress-associated protein 5
Exons: 1
Coding region: 104-577 (157 amino acids)
Biological process (GO): protein ubiquitination
Molecular function (GO): ubiquitin-protein transferase activity; zinc ion binding; DNA binding
Source: RefSeq, a predicted model, not a curated record